AAUUAAUUAAAAACUUGUAUAAUAUUAUGCAGAAUUCUUAAAAUAACGAUUAUCUUAUUAAUUUAAGAAAUAUGUUUAUUGGGAGUGUCUUAAAAUACAGUCAUCUCAUACCGGCCGUCUCAUAGGCUCAGCUGAGCCAAGAAACACAAAGUGCUGAAAGAAGAGAAAAUGUACCUAAAUAAGUUAAUUCAUCAUGGCAUGCGAUUUCGUGCAUUUUUUCAGUCGGACAGGAUUAGAUGUCUCAAUCAUUUCACAAACAUUGAAACGGUAGACACUGCAUUUUCGGUGCACGAUGCCUACCAAGAUACCACCAAACCACCUCUGGUAGUAUUACAUGCGUUAAUGGGAUCAAAAUACCACUGGGAAAGUAUGAGCAUGGCUAUCAACAAAGCAACUGGUAGGAAAGUAAUAGCAGUUGAUGCUCGUAACCAUGGUGACAGUCCACACUCACCAGAGAUCACUUAUAUCCAUAUGGCACACGACUUGAAAAGACUAAUGGAGAAACUAGAAAUACCAAGAGUAUCAGUUCUUGGACACAGUAUGGGUGGUCGAACAGCAAUGGCGUUUUCCCUUCUCUUUCCGGAGCUGGUAUCAAGUCUUGCUGUUGUCGAAGUGACACCAAUUAAAACUCCACUUUCUUUGCCCUUCAUACAUAGCCUUCUCGACGCUAUGGCUUCGAUAUCGUUUGAAUCUAGUGUCUUAACGUCAGAUGCGAGAGAACUGGCAAACGAAAGAUUAAAAACAGUUACACCGAACGAAAAGAUAAGAAACUAUUUAAUAUUGAACUUGAUUAAUUCGCAUACGAGUACACAAACCUGGAAAGUUAAUAUUCCGGCUUUGAGGAAGAAUUUCGAGGAGCAUUUGUAUAAGUUUCCUACGAGUUUGUUAAGACUCCAGUAUAGUGGUCCCAUGACGUUUAUUGCUGGAGCACUUUCGAAUCAUGUUGAUAUAGAAGACAUGCCAGAAAUUAGAAAAUCUUUCCCAGCAGCAGAGGUUGUUUAUAUAGAAGGAGGUAACCACUGGUCUCAUAUAGAGAAGCCAGAAAUAUUUGAAAAGACUGUGUGCAAAUUUUUGGAAGAUAAUUAACAAUAAAAUGAAAAAACACUUAGAUGGACACUUUAAUGCAGACACACUUAAAAAUGUACGAAAAAGAUUUAACCUAGUUACAGAACUAGAUAUAAUGUCCAAUCGGCGGUCUUAUUGUAUGAAGUGAUCCCUUUCAGACAAUACAAAUUGGUACGAAAUACAAGAAGUUAUUAAAAACAGGGAUCUUGAAAUUAAUGACUGUAUAAUAUCAUGCUGUAAAAAUCAUUCAUUACAUUCCAUACAGCUACUUAAUUUAAAUGUAAUAAACAAAUGUAAAUAUUA
Messenger RNA from Leptidea sinapis, 1368 nucleotides. RefSeq names its product protein ABHD11-like. Gene Ontology annotation, molecular function: catalytic activity. The coding region runs from base 169 to 1086 and encodes 305 amino acids. The record is from RefSeq and is a predicted model, not a curated record. Lineage: Eukaryota; Metazoa; Arthropoda; Insecta; Lepidoptera; Pieridae. Gene Ontology annotation, cellular component: mitochondrion. The transcript is spliced from 4 exons.